ACUAAUUAAAGGAAAAUUGGAAAUUCCGAUGUAGAAAUCGAAUCACAGUAUACAUCAGCCGUCCGGCGUCCACCUUCCUCAGUUCCCUCGUCCCAGCUCCUCGCCUCCCACCGCUUCCACUGCCAACUUUCCUUCCCAAAUUCACCUCUCACCCUCCAGAUUUCUUAGCAAUGGACUUCCCCGGCGGCCACAACCACCACCACCAGAGCCACCAUCGCCACAACGACGACUACAACAACGAUGACGAGCGGCGAUCAGCUAAUUUCUACCCACCGCCUGGAACCAACGCCUACCCUCCGCAGCCCGCUCCUUACGGUCACAACGAGUUUGGAGCGGGUCAACAUUACCCGGCUCCUCCCUCGGCUGCGGUUAACCGCCACGGCGAGGAGGCUUUCUACGAGGCGCCACCGCCACCGCCGAAACCCCAUCACGAGGAAACAACCCAUGUCUACCACAGUUCCCAUGAGUCCUCCCAUUCCCAUGGCGGAAUCGGGUAUGAUCCCACCCCCAACUAUCCUCCACCUGCCGCGACCCAUGAGUCCUCUUAUGGCGGAAUCGGGCACGCUCCUCCUCAGAACUUCCCGGCGCAAGUGACCCAUGUCUCUCACGGAGUCAUCGGCGGGUUGUCUCACCACUCCGCCGGCCCUGUCCCGGGGCUUGAUCUUACCAGCAAGCCUUCCUCUAAGGUUUACUGCAAGGGCAACCCUGAUUUCCACCUCACCAUUAGAGACGGCAAACUGAUGCUGGCUCGAUCCGAUCCUCGUGAUCCCUGCCAGAACUGGUUCAAGGAUGAGAAGUACAGCACAAGAGUGAAAGAUGCGGAAGGGUCUCCUUGCUUUUCUUUGGUUAAUAAGGGCACUGGGCAGGCCAUGAAGCAUUCCACUGGAGACUCUAACCCUGUGCAGCUGGUACCUUAUAAGCCCGAUGUUCUUGACCAGUCGGUCCUGUGGAGUCUGAGCAAGGACAUGGGUAGUGGUUUCAGAGCCAUGAGGAUGGUCAAUAACAUUCACCUGAAUGUCGAUGCUUUCCAUGGCGAUAAGCAGUCUGGUGGGGUCCGGGAUGGAACCACCAUCGUGCUGUGGCAGUGGAACCAGGGGGACAACCAGCUGUGGAAGAUCGUCCCACAGUGAUAUGAUAAACAUGUGAGAUGGAGGAGGUGUUCCUAUCAGCAAGCUAUGUAUGCAAUAAACACAUGUACUGCUUUGGCUCUGCGGAUUUCAGUUCAUUUUCUUUGACGCUUGAACUUUUCGUGAUGGUGUUUGAGUGUGUCAAGAUCAUUGUGUGGUACCUGGUGUGGUGAUGGCACAAUUUGGCUGGCAUAUUAUUUAGAACUUGUGUGGAUUAUAUUUCUCUCUUCUACUGAGUUGUCUUGAACGGUUUUCUUUUUCGGCAAGUGUUGUGUUAUGAAGCAGUUCCUUAAGUUUGCUCCCCGCAAAGCCUUGCCACACCAUUUAAAGUCAAUUUUUUUAGGGAGUGAUCCAUGCCCAACAAGCACAAUAGACUGCUUGGGAAUUUAGAAUGCCAACCGCUGGUCGGGAAUUUCGUUAUGGUGUUUAUUAGGAGUUGGCGCAAGGAUGUAUUACUGCCGAUUGAUCGCUCGUACUACGCUUUAUGAUCUUUUGAUCCAUGCUAUUGUGUGUAUGCAAUGAUUGUGAAAU
This is a messenger RNA of Linum tenue, 1658 nucleotides long. The record is from the annotation of a GenBank genome assembly. Lineage: Eukaryota; Viridiplantae; Streptophyta; Magnoliopsida; Malpighiales; Linaceae.